AACAUAAACAUCACCUUCUCGCUUGCCAAUAUUACUCGCGCUCACCGGUUUCGAUUGUGCAAUAGUUGUGUAUAAGUUAUUUACAAAAAGAAAAACAUGAUCAAAACACUAUUUUCAUCACAAAUUUUACCCGCGGCAAGGUUCAGUAUCGGUGGUGCAUUGAAAAAUCACACCAAACUACAACCAGUGCCGCGUACCAUACACACCCGAACGAAACCGCGCAUUUCACCACCGCCGAAGCUAAGGCCCACGGCUACCGAUCACAAUACCAGUAUCACCCCGUUCGGUUGGGGUCUUUUGAUUAUCCCCGCAACUGCGUUCGGGCUGGGUUGCUGGCAAGUUUAUCGAAAGCAAUGGAAGGAAGGUUUAAUCAGCGAGCUGGAGCGUAAAAUCCAUAUGUCACCGGUGCCAAUUCCCGACGACCUUACCGAUUUGAACGAGAUGGAGUACGAAACGGUAACGGUGCGCGGGCAGUUCCUUCACGAUCGGGAGCUUCAUUUGGGGCCACGGGCUUGCAUACAGCACGGCGAUAGCCACACGACCGGUGGUCUUUUCUCACAAAAGGAAGCAUCGAUUGGGUUUCUCGUUAUCACCCCGUUCAAACUCGAAGGACGAGACGAUAAAAUUCUGAUAAACCGUGGCUGGGUACCGAAACGAUAUCUCGAUCCAGAAACACGUCGAGAAAGCCAGGUAAGCGGUACUGUUGAGCUACAAGGUGUCGUGCGGCUGCCGGAGAAUCGACCACAGUUUACACCCAAACAGCGUGGCGCCAUCUUUAUGUACAGGGAUGUGGAAAAAAUGGCUGCAAUAGGCGGUACGGAACCGUACUAUCUGGAUGCGACGGUAUCAUCGACGGUACCGCUCGGACCUGUUGGCGGACAGACACGGGUAACGCUUCGGAACGAACAUCUGUCGUACAUCGUGACGUGGUUCAGCCUGUCUGGCUUUACCACCUGGCUAUGGUUCCGUCAGAUCGUUCGAGGCAAAUCGUUUUAAACCAACUGCAAUAAAAUAGAAUAUUAACAAA
Messenger RNA from Anopheles funestus (African malaria mosquito), 1027 nucleotides. It is a transcript of the gene Surf1, whose product is annotated as SURF1-like protein. Bases 97 to 996 code for a protein of 299 amino acids. The record is from RefSeq and is a predicted model, not a curated record. The transcript has 4 exons. Lineage: Eukaryota; Metazoa; Arthropoda; Insecta; Diptera; Culicidae. Gene Ontology annotation, biological process: mitochondrial respiratory chain complex IV assembly. Gene Ontology annotation, cellular component: membrane; mitochondrion.